AUGGGACAAGUGAUGAACCUGAGCUAUUCUCAGUGCCAGACUACAGAAGAUGGGGUUUAUCUCAUUCCAGAUGAAGUCUUUGUCAUUCCACAGAAAACAAGCGGAGUAGAAACUCACUCUGAGAUCAUCAUGUCGUGGCUGAAACAGAAAAGCUCCACCUCAAGCUCCAUCAAUGAUGAUGUUUCCUUUCUUCCUGUGCUCAAUGGACAAUUCUCAGAAGAAAAUCAGCGAUGUGUAGAUAUAAACUCCCCAAAUUUCAACUUUCAGGCCAAUGUGGAGGAUGCAUCACGUGAAGGUCCAGUAACCAAUCUGAGCUUUGGGGGCAUUUACCAAAUGUGCACUUCAUUGACUCUAGAUUGAAAUGUCAUCUGUGAUGAGCUAGCACAAAAAAAUCCAGCAACCGGUAUUCAUGCAGCCAACACUGCCUCUCUACUACACUCUGAGACAGUAGAACAUGGUUACACACAACAGUGCUAUGAAGAUUGUAGUACGAUUUUGUUUCUAUUUAGCUCUUGUGAUACCAUAUGUAAAAAAACCUACCAUGCCCGUCAGGCAAAAAUUGACACCUACUGGUGUUCUACAAAUCAGAGAGCCCCUGCAUACUCCGGAUAUCUAUUUGGAGGUUUAUUUGGACCUUCUUUACAGAACCCAUUGACCAAAUCUCAAAGCUGCCCUCCAAAUUUCUUUGCCAAGAGAUUUUUGCCUAAUGGCAUGAUGUUCUGUCUGAGCAAUGACUAUGAGCAAGGAACACAAUAUUCUGUACCUUUUGGCGGUUUCUUUAGCUGCCGCUCUGGCAACCCUCUAGCAUUGGGCCAAUACCGCUGUCCACCUAAGUUCAGUCAACAUCUUGGUGCCAUUCCUGAUGGUUGUCAGGUAUUGUACUGUGUCCAGUCGGCUGUGUUCACUGGUGAAGAGUUAAAGCCUGUCCACCUAUCUCCAUUUACAAGACCACCAUCAGUCAGCAUGCUCGCGACAAACACUGUAGAUGUAAUGACAGAAUGUAGUAAGGCCUGGGUAAGACUUGGAGAAAGUAAGACAUGGCAACUGGUAAAGCUUGAUGAAGUUAAUAAAAUAGUCAGUUGGUAUGAGGGGUCUUCUAAACAGAUGUCUGGAGACUGUCCAAACUCAACCAGCCAGUCAGCCAAUGGUGUUCAAGCAUCCCAGCCAGCUGUCAUGCUAUUGGCUGAUGUUUCACCAAAGAGGCUGGGACUGCUGGAGAUUGAGGAGUAA
Messenger RNA from Triplophysa rosa, 1230 nucleotides. RefSeq names its product macrophage expressed 1, tandem duplicate 2 (gene mpeg1.2). Gene Ontology annotation, biological process: defense response to bacterium. NCBI's taxonomy places the organism in Eukaryota, Metazoa, Chordata, Actinopteri, Cypriniformes, Nemacheilidae. The record is from RefSeq and is a predicted model, not a curated record.